AUGGCCGUUGAUCCUUCGCUGUUUACUCCCUGGUUCGGCCCGCAACAGGCGGCAAAUUACUUCCCCUCCCUACUUUCCGACGGGGUUUCACAGACACAAGCCUUGAACACCAACCGUUAUCUACUACAUUGUGUCCAUAACGGAGGAAUAACACCCAAAAUUUUCGCCGUAUGGCUAUUUCUUGCCCAUCAAAAAUUUCCUUGCGUCCUUGGGGACGCCCUACGCGAUGAGGUCUCGCGUGGUGUGCGCAAGACCGGCAUAGACGUGCUGAAAUGCGCCCUGAGAUCAGAGAAGUGGUGGGAAAACGGUUGGAAGACAGUGGGAGGCACAGCCGGUAUGAAGGAGAUCUUUGAGAAGCUUAGCAUCCAGGACGCUAGGCGGCUGGCAAGAGCCAUCGGCUCGUGCUCAAACACCAGUGAUCCUCUGAAACGGCAAGCGAUCGAUGAGCUGAUUCAUCUGUUGCUCCCGGAUCUUUUCAAGCCUCCAUCGAUGCAGGUUCGGUACAACUCUCAACAGCUACUCAAGUUGGAGGACGUAAUGCCGUUGUUUAACCUGUCCAGCGACGCCACUCUGACGAAGGUCUUCUCAACACCCCUGUCCGACGAUGUCACCGGUUCCUUGAUGCGACAAUUGCUCAAGUCUCACAUGUUGCUACUAAGGGAUAUUGCCGUCGGGGUAGUUCCGGUCCAUCCUCCGUUCCGGAGGCGUUUGCUCGACCAGCAUCUCGCUGCGUUGCUUACAUCGAGUGAACCCUACGAGUCCCGGCUCGGUCACGGCAGGAAAGCCGGCUUCCCAGCUAUCGAUAUCACCUUGGACCUUUUCGCAAGUGACUCGGGUGUUUUGGAAAAGGCACGUGCGGUCGAUUGGCAUGCUCGCGUUCGGUGCAUCGAUCUGGCUCUCACAACCGCUCGCCGUCGAAAAGUGCCUUUCGACGUUAUCUUUGCCUUCCUUGAGCAGGUGUUACCAGACCUGGGACAUUCGGAACGGAAGCUCAGCGAUUGGGUACCCCUCAUAUUUUCACUAAUAGAAUUAUGGGUAAUUGCUGCUUUUCCAGAGGCACAUCUAGAGUCGGUUUCUGAUGCGCCUGCUGGACGUUAUCGGGAGCGACUGCAUCCGUCCCGACCACGAACGACCCACAGGGAUUCCUUAGAGACAAUGCUUCGAACAGCUUUUUGCACCCUAUCAAACGAUAAAUUUGCUCAUUGCCUCAGAACUCUUCUUCCCAAGGCCAUUGCGAAGGCAAGGCUUCCCCUACUCAAGAUUCUAUGCAAGCACCUGCAGUCCCUUGAGAUUGAUCUGGAGCAGCCUAUGCCGUCAGAGAAGGAGCGCAAACUUUUGCCAUGGAGUUCGUCGUUUCUCAUGUCUCUCCCCGGUCGCGAUGCAACAUGGCUACUUGAGCGCGCAACACUACUAUCGCCGAAUAAGAGCUUGACCGGGUCUUUCCGUUUCGAGUGGCCAGCGAGCGCAGGGGACUCGUCAUCUUUCCGGGAUGUCUUGAUUCGAGUCUACUUGGAAGCUGCGGACAGGGAAGCGACCGACCCUGCUAACUUAGUAGCCCGUAAAUUAAUUGAAGACGUAAAGCGCAAGGCUGUUAAAGCCCGUGACCCCGAAGACCGGCUGCAGUGGGCAAAGCUGACGAUCACUACCGCAAGGAUGAGCCGAGACAUUCGCCAUGUGCAAGGUGUCAUCUAUUGGACAUCGCGCUUCAUCCGGGAUCCGUCCGUGAGACCAGAUCUCGCAAGAAGAAUUUAUCGGGAGGAUGUUGCAUCCGUUCUAUCGUGUGUGGUAUCGCCAACUCUAGAGGAGCUGGCCGCUAAUGUAGCCAUUGCUGACGAGGUGAUAUCUCAUCUCCUGGAACAGGCGCUUCUAACAGUGCAAGAGCCGUGGUAUAAGAUCAACCAGGAUCAAGGUUUUGGCCGGCUACUUAAGCUUGUCGUUUCUAGCCGGAUACAUGCGGUGAAGCGCUUGUGUUAUCGUGGUCUAGGGAGCGAACAGGACGUGGUGGACAGGUUAUUCGAGGGAAUAGUGCCAAUACUGCUCAGAUAUGAAACAUUGGGUAGCACGGAAGGAUACGAAUCCCUUGGGUGGGGACAAUUGUCUGGCCCACUUACAGACCUCCAUUGCCCGCCGAACCCACCAGUCCCGAUUCUAAAGCUCUUGGAUUCGCUCGCACAGCACAGAGAUCAUCUUUGGGUUAAACAGCGCAGUAUUCGGAGCCCACAAACCGAUACUUUGUCCGAGGGCCUACCGCGAGGUCUACCGCUUCAGUAUUUCCUUCCUUCGCUGGAAUGGACGAUAGCGGUGAUGAAAUCGCAAGGGCCUAGCGCCUUUGUAACUCAAAGAGUGACCGAAGUUGUCUUCUCCAAUCCUGGUCUACUCCUUCAAACAGUGAAGGAGGACGAGCGCAAAGUGUACUUGGUGGAUAGCUUGAGAUUUGCAAUAGGGGCUUACGUCGAUCAUCUACCGGUCGCUGAACGGGGGAAAAUGAUACUGGAGAUUUGGAGGCAUUACUCGGAAAGAAUUCCAUCUUCUGCAGGCCAUCUGGAAGCCUUCAGGAGAAUAAUGUGCCCCGUGCUGGAAGAAUCCCGAAGCUUACGGAGACUGGCGAGCACCAUCGACCCUCCCCAGUUGCCUUCUGUGGAUAUAUUCAAGAACUUGUCACGCGACUCACCAAGCCUCGAAUGGGAGCCCCGAUCAGCAGAUAUACCACAAAAUGGACAGGGCUGUUGGGAGGGUUCACUAUUACAGGUUCGAUUGUUUGCCGAGAAGGAGGACAAGUCUUUAGAGACAUCAUUGGCAUAUCCCAAUGUCUCCAUCGGGCGGCCAGCACCUGAGAAGCCCAAGACCUGGGAGAUAUGGUUGCUCAAAUAUGGCCCCUGGAGUCUUUCCUCCCAGUACCGAGAAUCUCUGAUUGCCUCCGCCCUCUUGUUUCUCAACAGUCUAGCCCGCAAUACGGACCGCAUAUUGUCCAAACCAUUUCCCGAAAAUACAGAUAUUCUUCGGUAUCCACCAGUGCACCUUGAUUACGAAUUUCUGUCCUCCAUCGACAACCAGAAGAAAGCAGCAACUGUAGCUGUUCGUCUUCUUAAUCGCUUGGUUAAAAUAGUACCACCUACCCUGCUGUGUGACCUUUCGCUGUCCCUCUUGAAAACUCUCCACGUCCUUGAAAGCACAUCGCCAAAAUAUGCACUAGUUCAGCAACUUGCAUUUAGAACAAUGGCACUGGUGCGGCGCUCAGAUAGGCCUGAACUGGCGGCGAUGCUAGGUUUGAAAGCGCUUCAGCUAUUCCCAGAAGCUUCGUCGUGGCACCGGAUGGCAUUCCCCUCGUCGCUCCUCGAGGCCCUCACUCGCCCAAAUGCGGACCGGGUUAUAGGCGAUUUCACUGCGUAUGUUUUCAAAGCAUUAGAAGAGCAGAAGCAGAAAGCAAGCUUGAAACCUCCGACAAGAGGGACGGUAAUUAAGAUCACAACGGUGAAGAUGCUGGCUACGAUGCUGGCGGAAAGCAAAUCUGGCGUGUCACCCCUUGCUGCCGUCAAGGGUUUGAAUGAUCUCUUUCAUGCCAGCAAUCAUAUUGAUGUCCGGGUAGAAGUGUGCAGGGCUCUACUGAAGAUCAUAGAGGAGUGCGAUGGCAAUGAACAGGCCUACGAAACAUUUACAUCGCUCACAUCCUACGCCGCAGUGCCCAGCGAAACCACCGACUGUAGAUCUUGGUUGCAAUCAGAGAGCGCCGAGCUUCCGAGGGUGGAUUGGCAACGACCCCUUCUCAAUUUGUUCACCAAUGAUGCCUACGACAAACUGCCUGCAAGAUAUCGUGAACACUACACCUACAACGCGCUUCUACCGCUCCUUGACGAAUCGACAAGACAACAUAAUCGAUGGACGCACCAAUUCCUUUCCCCACUUGAUCUCACGCCCGACGAGCGGUCGGUGACUGACUUUGGCCCUUUUGAGCCAGAUCUGAUUGAAAAAUUAAUGGAACGAUGGUCUGAAUACCUGCCCCGGGAAUUUCUUCUUAGGUACCGGGCUUGGAUGCUGGCCUAUCUUGAUUGCAUACGGCUCCGGAACGUCGAUGACAAGAUGACCGGGAAAGACGGAUCAUGGCGGACUUCUGACUCAUAUUCUCACUGGAGUAGGUGGUUCGGUGUCCAUGCUAGAAUCAAAUCUUUCCAUGCGCUAUUAGGAAACAUUGUAGCCAAGAAGGACCCCAAGGUUCCAAAUGGCAUAACCCGGGAAGAUCUCGCGGAUGAGAUUGUGGCCUGUGGAGAAAUCUUUCUUCGCAAUCCCUUCAAGAUGUUGUCUUAUCAGGUCGACGUGUCUUUGGACCGAAUUACGAACCUACUUUCUACGCUAGGGAUUACCCAACCCAAUCGUCGCACCGAGGUUUUGCCGAUUGCAGAACGAAUAAUAGCAUUCGCGCAGGGGCUGCGAACCGAAGAAUGGACUAGCGACCCGUAUCGCAGCCCCCCUGUUCUCCCCUCCAAAUUCCAACUCCAAAUCCUGCUUCUCCCGUUUCCCCAGUUCCACCAAAAGGAUCCUUACCGGUACACCAGGUUUGUAUCCAGCACGUUGGCUUUGGUUGAUGAGUGUGUCUGUUUUGAUACGUACAUCGCCGACAGGGAUGCUCUCCAGGAGGCGAUGAGUCGCGUAAGAAAAGAGGACGCGCGCCAAUGUGCACUGGAAUUCGGACAGCGGUAUGAGUCCAGUGCAACUACCCUUGUACAGUACGUGAGGGUAUGGCUCGCACAGGUUUUGAUACUCAGAUGCAACAUGCACAAGGACGAAAAUGAUUUGACAGUACGAGCAAUGAUGUCUCAGUGGAGGAACAGUUUGAACGAGUCGAUACGAACUAUUGGAUGGUCUACCUACCCCCAAGCCCCUUAA
Messenger RNA from Aspergillus welwitschiae, 4881 nucleotides. RefSeq lists its product as uncharacterized. The coding region runs from base 1 to 4881 and encodes 1626 amino acids. The record is from RefSeq and is a predicted model, not a curated record. The transcript is spliced from 3 exons. NCBI's taxonomy places the organism in Eukaryota, Fungi, Ascomycota, Eurotiomycetes, Eurotiales, Aspergillaceae.